UUUCAGCAAUCGGCGGCGGCGCCCGCGGGGAGACGGAGGGCGCGGGGCUGCGGGGGCCGCGGAGCCGCCCGGCCGCGCUGAGCCAAGGAGGCGGCCAGGGCAAGCGGAGCCAGAGGGCCUGACUCCAGCGCCCAGCAGAGUGCGGCAGUCGGCAGGGAGGGCCGGCGUUGCGGGCCAGCUGCCAUGUCCUCCACCGUGAACAACGGGGCUGCUGGCAUGCCGUCCCCGCCCGACGCCGCCAACGGCUUCCCGCAGCCCGGCGCCUCUUCCGGGGCCUGGCCGCGGCCGGAGGAGGAGCUGCGUGCCGCGGAGCCGGGCCUGGUGAAGCGCGCACACCGCGAAAUCCUGGACCACGAGCGCAAGCGGCGCGUGGAGCUCAAGUGCAUGGAGCUGCAGGAGAUGAUGGAGGAGCAGGGGUACUCAGAGGAGGAGAUUCAGCAGAAGGUCGGGACCUUCCGGCAGAUGCUGAUGGAGAAGGAGGGAGUCCUCACCAGGGAGGACCGGCCUGGGGCCCACGUCGUGGCAGAGACCCCGCGGCCGACCGAGGGCGCCGAGCCGGGCCUGGAGUACGCGCCCUUCGACGAGGACGACGACGAGGACGACGGCCCGGUGGACUGCGACUGCCCGGCCGCCUGCUACCGCGGGCACCGGGAAUACAGGACCAAGCACUGGUCCAGCAGCUCGGCGUCGCCCCCUCCCAAGAAGAAGAAGAAAAAGAAAGGCGGCCACCGGAGAAGCCGCAAAAAGAGGAGACUAGAGUCGGGGUGCAGCUGUGGGAGUGCCUCACCCCUGCGCAAGAAGAAGAAGAGCGUGAAGAAGCACCGCCGAGACAGGUCCAAUUCUGGGUCCCGGAGGAAGAGACGGCACAGAUCUCGAAGCCCCAAGAGCAAAAGAAAAGAGAAGAACAAAGAGAGGAAGAGGCCUCACACAGAGUCCCCAGGCCGGAGGUCCCACCGUCACAGUAGCGGCAGUUCCCACAGCCCCUCGCUGUCCUCCCACUGCAGUGACUCUGGAUCACCCAGCAGGCUGAGCCCCAAGCGUCGAGACGACGGGCGGAAGACGGGCAGCCAGCGGUCCAGCGGAAGCCGGUCGCCUUCCCCGUCGGGCGGCAGCGGAUGGGGGUCUCCGCAGCAGAACGGCGGCAGCAGGCAGCGGAGCGGAGCGCACGGGGGCCGCCCGGGCUCGGCGCACAGCCCGCCCGAUAAGCCCAGCUCGCCCUCGCCCAGGGCCCGCGACAAGGCAGCGGCCGCUGCACCCACGCCGCCCACGCGAGGCAAGGACAGCCCAAGCCCACGCUCGGCGCCCUCGUCGCAGGGCCGCGGAGCCCGGGACUCCUCGCGCUCGCUCAGCCGCGCGCGCUCCAGCAGCGACUCGGGCGGAGACGCCCCGGGCCCCGGGCCGGAGCCAGGCUCGGAGCGAAGCCACAGCGGACACGGGAAACGGGCGAAGGAGCGGCCCCCGCGCGCGCGCCCCGCCAGCACCUCGCCGUCCCCGGGCCCGCACAGCAGGCACGGCGGUCCGGAGGGUAAGAGUUCGUCGCCCAGUCCUGGUCCCCACCCCCGGUCCUGGAGUUCCAGCCGAUCGCCCUCUAAAUCUCGCUCGCGGUCCCCGGAGAAGAGGGCCCGCAGCCCCAGCCACUCGCCGUCGCCCAAGAAACCCCUUAGCCGGGACAAAGACAGCGAGGGCCGCGCGAGGCACGCCGAAGCCGAGGCCAACCGCGCCCGGCGCCGCUCCCGUAGCUACUCCCCCAUCCGCAAGCGGCGCCGCGACUCACCCAGCUUCAUGGAGCCGCGGCGCAUCACCAGUGCCCGAAAGCGUCCCAUCCCUUACUACCGGCCCAGCCCCUCCUCUUCCUCCAGCUGCCUAAGCAGCGACUACUCCAGCCGGAGCCCCAGCCGCAGCCCCAGCCCGGGGCACAGCCACGGAAGCUACAGCAGCCGCAGCCGGACCCGAAGCCACACGCGCAGCCCCUCGCGAAGCCCCAGUCCAAGCUACCACAGCCGAAGCAGCUCUGAGAGCGGCGGCUUCUGAGCCCAGCCGGACCUUGGGGCCGCCUGGCGGAGGACGAGGCCACGCCCUGGGACUGCGCAGGAGGGGGACUGCACCCCCUACGAAGAGCUCCGGGGCCAGCACGUGGGCAGAUGGGGUGGGGAAGACCGAGGGUGGGCACCCCGCCCACAAGGGGGAGCCAGACCGAACCGCUCCCGACCGGUGCCCACCCCCCCUUCUCGCACCCACCUUCGCGUCCAGGGAACAAAGAGCCGUUGCGAACACAGGGAGCACCCUGCCCCCACUUCCUGCUUGAUGCCCGCUCACCAGGCUGGGCGCUGGCACGAGAGCGCAGUCUGCUGUGACCCUUCGCCUCCGCUCAGUGAGCCCGGGCACACCUCAGAAGGUGCCAGCCCUGGGAACCUCCCCUCCCUCCUCUCCCUCACUGGGCAGACGAGGAGGUGGUACAGCAGGCUGCACCUGACCCAGGCGGACGGAACAGUGGCCCAGCCGUGGGUGCGCCACCAGCCCGGGUGGGGAACUGCUGCUCCCUUCGGAGCCGGCUGCAGGAGACCUGGCUGAGGAGCCGCGUCCCUCCCCUGCCGCGGUCUGGGUUGCCCGAACCCCAGCAGCAAAGCCAGGGAGCUCGCUCUUGAGCCCGUCUCUCCAGCCCUUACGCUGUGCCCUGGGCUGAGGCCGUGGAAGCCAGACCUGCAGCAUGGCACGAGGACAGGGGGACUGUCCCCAUGUACGUCUGACCCUGAGGUCCGAGGGGUUCAGGUCAGGAGGUGGCAGAGGACAUGCGGCAAAACAGUGGAGCUGACGACCAAGCAGGCCACCGAGAGCCGGGAGGGAUGGGAGGCGCUCGACCGUCCUCAGCUCCGCCAAGAGGACCGCAGCAGCAGGCACAGGACGGCACGCCGCGGGCUUCAGGGCCGCCCAACAGUGCUUGCUCCCAGGCAUGGUGGGACGGGGUCGCCCCAGGCUCGCGGAGCAGCCCAGCAGGGGCGGCGCCGCCCUUCACGGGGGCCAGCCCUCGACUCCACCUCUUCUGCGGCUCCCAGCCCCCGCCUCCUGGGGCCCUCAGGGAUCUCACAAAGUCUUCCUUGCCCAAUGGGGCAGAUGCCCUGGGCCCUGGUGGGGGGAGGGGUCUGGUCCGGGUUCCCCUUCUCUCUAUUGCCCCUCCCUCUUUCUCCGCGGUGCGGAUUUAAAAAUGGACUAUAAUAAUAAACACUCGGUGCCCGGAUGGCAGGUGGUGAAA
Messenger RNA from Chinchilla lanigera (long-tailed chinchilla), 3250 nucleotides. RefSeq names its product serine/arginine repetitive matrix 3 (gene Srrm3). Gene Ontology annotation, molecular function: mRNA binding. The record is from RefSeq and is a predicted model, not a curated record. Lineage: Eukaryota; Metazoa; Chordata; Mammalia; Rodentia; Chinchillidae. The coding region runs from base 184 to 2031 and encodes 615 amino acids. The transcript is spliced from 16 exons.